Messenger RNA from Rhizopus microsporus ATCC 52813, 1254 nucleotides. Its product is annotated as S-adenosyl-L-methionine-dependent methyltransferase. Bases 1 to 1254 code for a protein of 417 amino acids. The transcript has 6 exons. The record is from RefSeq and is a predicted model, not a curated record. Lineage: Eukaryota; Fungi; Mucoromycota; Mucoromycetes; Mucorales; Rhizopodaceae.
AUGGGCAAUUUACCGAGCAAAGGAGGAGAAUGGAUUGAAUCAACAGCUGCUUUACCAAAAAGAAUGAGAUCAAAUAGCAAACAAUUCAAUGGGGAUCCAUCAUUAAUUCCUUCAAAACUAUUACCGAGCAACUCAAAAAGAUAUUCAAAAACUUCAGUUGUUAUUCCAGUGCGACAUCAAAUAGUUACUCUUGAUAAUGUCACGCCUCUUGUUUCAUUACCACAUGCAGCUACCAUUCAUCCGCUCAGUCCAAGAAGAUCAACUGGUUAUUUUAAACACAGGGGAAGUCACGAUUCUCAAAGUAUUUCAUCGAUUACCUCUGAAGAAGUUGAACCUAAUACACCAACAUUUUUAUUCGGUCAUGAUGAACUAUCGAGUUCUUUACCUAAAGACUCGGUAUUUGAUCACGAUGUUUGGGUUUAUGAAUAUGGUGCCGAGAAAGAAAGAGACAGACAAACAAGACAGCAUUAUGUCCUCAAGCAAGUUCUUCAAGGAAACAUUCACGUCACAUUGGAUAAACCAACGAGGAUACUCGAUAGUGCUUGCGGUGUAGGUUUAUGGUCACUUGAGAUGGCUCAUGAUUUUCCAAAUUGUCAAGUCAUAGGUAUCGACAUCCUUCCUCCCUCUGAACACGAGGGAUGGAGUCUUGCUAGAACGGGUGCUUGGUCUGCUGGUCAGACAAGAAAUGUUUGUUUUCAGAAGCAGGAUAUUCUGCAAUCUACUCUUUCAUUUGAUGAUGGCUCAUUUGAUUUUAUUUAUCAAAGGGAUGUUGCUACGGUUUUACCUUUUAAUAUAUGGCCCAAGUUAUUAUUGGAAUUUUUUAGGAUAACAAAGCCAGGUGGAAAGAUCGAACUGGUAGAAUAUGAUCUACACUUCAAAAAUCCAGGGCCGGUACUGAACCUAGUUAAUGAAUGGUACAGUGCAGCAGCAGCCACCAUUGGUGUUCGCCAAGAUUAUACAAAUUAUUUAUCAGAGUACUUGAAACGCGCUGGCUACAUCAAUAUCACCGAAAAGACCAUUGAUAUCCCCAUUGGUGAAUGGCCAACGAAUGAUUUGCAAAGGCAGUAUGGUUUUCUGUACAAGGAACAGAUGAAGGCACUCUUCAAAUCCAUGAAACGUUGGUGGUGUACCGAAAUCAAAGUAUCUCCUCAAGAGUAUGAUCAAGUCUGCAUAGACGCGUUGAAGGAAUUUGAAGAGUAUCACAGUAUGGCUCGGUGGAAGAUAUUUACUGCCGAGAAACCGAAAAGCGCAUGA